Molecule: messenger RNA, 477 nt
Organism: Cydia amplana
Lineage: Eukaryota; Metazoa; Arthropoda; Insecta; Lepidoptera; Tortricidae
Product: gametocyte-specific factor 1-like
Exons: 5
Coding region: 1-438 (145 amino acids)
Source: RefSeq, a predicted model, not a curated record
AUGUACUCCACCAUAAACUCGCACCAGAUGAUGACGUGCCCUUACAAUAAGGCGCACCAGGUAGAGCACUACAGGAUGCACAUCCACCUGCAGAAGUGCAGGAAGCAGUACCCCAAGUGCUCCAAGACCACGUGCCCGAUCAAUGCGACACAUGUUGUCAACGAUGCGGAGUUGGAUUUCCACGUGUCGUCAUGCCCGGAUCGCUUCCUUUUCGACAACCAGAAGUACUUGGUGGAAGAUGAGGUGCCGCAGCGAGAACUGCCUCCCAUCCCCGUCGUAGAGUGCGAGGAAAAUUGGGAAACUGAGCAAGCGGCGUCAUACGUCCCAGACACUACUGCUAAAUCUCACAUCAUUUCUAAAGUGAAAGGCGCCACGCCGUCGGAGCGGCGCCGCGCGCGCCUCGAGGGCGUGAAGCACUACCGCCCCCUCGACCACUAAGCCACGGAGCUUCUUGCCCGUUCUUCUCAAGCCAUUCCC